GGAGCUGGGAGAGCGCAAGCCGUGGACCCGAUGGAGCGGUACAAAGCCCUGGAGCAGCUCCUGGCAGAGCUGGACCUCUUCCUCAAGAUUCUGGACCAGGAGAACCUGAGCAGCACYGCCGUGGUGAAGAAGAGCGGCCUGGCAGAGCUCCUCCGGCUUUACACCAAGAGCAGCAGUUCUGAUGAGGAGUACAUUUACAUGAACAAAGUGACAGUCAACAGGCAGAAUGCUGAGCCUCAGGACAAAGUGCCUGAGGAGCAGGGCCCACUGAGCAAUGGGGGACCUGGCCAGCACACCUUGGCCCCUCAGAAGAGCCUUCCAGACCUCCCGCCACCCAAGACAAUUCCAGAACGGAAACAGCCUGCUGUCCCCAAGAUCGAGUCUCCAGAGGGUUACUAUGAAGAGGCCGAGCCAUACGACACGUCUGUCAAUGAGGACGGCGAGGCCGUGAGCAGCUCCUACGAGUCCUACGAUGAAGAGGAGACCAAGGGCAAGGCCGCACUCUACCAGUGGCCCUCCCCAGAGGCCAGCAUCGAGCUGAUGCGGGACGCCCGCAUCUGCGCCUUCCUGUGGCGCAAGAAGUGGCUGGGCCAGUGGGCCAAGCAGCUCUGCGUGAUAAGGGACACCAGGCUCCUGUGCUACAAAUCCUCCAAGGACCACAGCCCUCAGCUAGACGUGAACUUGCUGGGCAGCAGCGUCAUUCACAAGGAGAAGCAAGUGCGGAAGAAGGAGCACAAGYUGAAGAUCAUGCCCAUGAACGCCGACGUGAUUGUGCUGGGCCUGCAGAGCAAGGACCAGGCCGAGCAGUGGCUCCGGGUCAUCCAGGAGGUGAGCGGCCUGCCUUCUGAAGGAGCCUCUGAGGGAAACCAGUACAUCCCAGAUGCCCAGCGCCUGUGCURUCAGCGGCCAGAUAUAGCUGAAAAGUACCUGUCUGCUCCAGAGUACGGAAGCUCCACAGACAGCCACCCUGAGGUCCCAGAGACCAAAGACGUCAAAAAGAAAUCUUCUGCUGGCCUCAAACUGAGCAACCUAAUGAACCUGGGCAGGAAGAAAUCCACCUCGCUGGAGCCCCCAGAGAGGUCCCUGGAGACAUCUAGUUACCUGAAUGUUCUGGUGAACAGCCAGUGGAAGUCAYGCUGGUGCUCCGUCAGGGACAGCCACCUGCACUUCUACCAGGACCGGAACCGCAGCAAGGUGGCCCAGCAGCCCCUCAGCCUGGUGGGCUGUGAGGUGGUCCCAGAUCCCAGCCCCGACCAUCUCUACUCCUUCCGCAUCCUCCACGGAGGGGAGGAGCUGGCCAAGCUCGAGGCCAAGUCUUCCGAGGAGAUGGGCCAUUGGCUAGGCCUCCUGCUGUCCGAGUCAGGCUCCAAGACAGACCCGGAAGACUUCACCUACGACUACGUGGACGCCGAGAGAGUCUCCUGUAUCGUGAGCGCGGCCAAAACCUCUCUCCUACUGAUGCAGAGAAAGUUCUCAGAGCCCAACACUUACAUCGACGGGCUGCCCAGCCAGGACCGCCAGGAGGAGCUGUAUGACGAUGUGGAGAUGUCAGAGCUGACGGCCGCGGUGGAACCCGCGGAGGAAGCCCCCCCUGCCGUAGAUGCCCCCUCUGAGAGAGAGCUUGACCGAGUGUACCUGGACCUCACGCCAGUCAAGUCCUUCCUGUACAGCUCCGGSGGAGCCCAGGCUCAGGCCUUCUUCCCCUCGUCUCCACCCUUUGAUGAUCCCGCCGAGGCCCUCCCUGCUGACCCAGGCCUGGCCCCAGAUGAGCCCUGCACCAAGUCUGCAGAGAACCUAGAGCAGCAGCGGCAGCUGGAGGGCCGGGAGCCCGAGGAGCCUUCCCUGAGAAUCCCCACAGUCAAAUUCCAGCCCGAGCAGCAGAGAAUCUCCUUCCCACCAAACUGCCCCGAUACUGUGGCUGUCACCCCAGCUAGCGCCAGCCCACCUGUGAAGGACAGGUUACGAGUGACCAGUGCAGAAAUCAAACUUGGCAAGAAUCGGACAGAGGCUGAGGUGAAGCGGUACACAGAGGAGAAAGACAGACUCGAGAAGCAGAAGGAAGAGAUCCGGGGGCACCUGGCUCAGCUCCGGAAAGAGAGACGGGAGCUGAAAGAGACCCUGCUAAAGUGUGCGGACAAGGGAGUCCUGGCCAGCUUGGAACAGAAGCUGAAGGAAAUUGAUGAGGAGUGUCGGAUAGAGGAGAGCAGGCGUGUGGACCUAGAGCUCAACAUCAUGGAGGUGAAGGACAACCUGAAGAAGGCUGAGGCUGGGCCCGUGACACUGGGCACCACUGUAGACACUACCCACCUGGACAACAUGAGCCCUCGUCCCAAAGCCGCCACCRCCGCCUCCACCUCUCCCCCAGACUGCACCCCAGUCAACUCUGCAACCGCCCUCAAGAACAGGCCUCUUUCUGUCAUGGUCACAGGCAAGGGCACCGUCCUCCAGAAAGCCAAGGAAUGGGAGAAGAAAGGAGCAAGUUAGGAAACGAACAUCAUCUAAAGACUUUUGUGUCAUUGGGACCUUGGUGACAAUCCUGCUUUGGUAAAGUCUUCACUGAAACAGCGACUCUGUUUAGAAGAAAAAGCCAGGACUCGGGUACUGUGAAUGGAAAGCUUGGUUAAGAGCUGGCUCUGUCCCUUUUUGAGCCCAGGGGAGCAAAUCCAAAAUAAGGCUUCUUUGGAGACUGGAGUCUAUUGGCUGUAAUCAAGACAUUGUAUUAGGGAUGUUCUGUUUCUGGUUUUUAAUCAGUGUUUUUAGUGAAAAGUUUCUGGUGAUUAAACUUUGGGGUAGAAGAAAAAUUGAGGUAUCAGGACCCUGUCCCCCUGGCUUUGGUGACUGAGAAGACCUGAACGCCCUUUCCAAUGCCAACAGAGUUGGGGGUUAAACCGCCCUUGCCUUCAAGUUUGAUCUCCAGUGUGAUUGUGGGCCCAGCUGUCUCUAGUGAUUUUAAACAGCAUCAAUACCACCUGCAGCAUGAAUUUUAAGAAACAGUAGCUGAGAGAAAUAUUUGGGAUCCAGCUGAGGCACUGAUCCCACCAAGGGUCUUCGUUCCGGUCCAAGGCAGCCCUGAAUCAACUGCCUUUAAAUAAAAUUGUGAUACUGUAUUGUAUAGAAAUGUUUAAAAUCCCAUAGUUUAGAACAGUGAAAAGUGUUUUUUGAGAUCUGACUUUUUACAUGACUAUAGAAAAAAAUUAUCCUAUGUUUACAGAUUCAGUCCUAUAGUCAGGCCAUUUUGAACAGGAGAAUUAUUUAAUAUGAUGCUCUGUUAGUUCCUGUGUUGAAGUUUCUGUUUAAAUUUCUAGUUACCUUGCAAGAAAAAAAAAGUGGUGAAUUUUGGUUAGUAUAGUGUCACUCUUCCUUGUGCUGUGAUCGCAUUGUUAACACAGGUUGAAACAUUUCAUCUAUACCCCGCCUUAGUUCUCUAACCAUGGUUCCUGAGAGCUAAAAGUCUUUUUUUAAAAAAUGUAUUGUCUUUCUAAUCCCAGGGCAUUU
Urocitellus parryii (Arctic ground squirrel) is the source of this 3495-nucleotide messenger RNA. It is a transcript of the gene Afap1l2, whose product is annotated as actin filament associated protein 1 like 2. Gene Ontology annotation, molecular function: SH3 domain binding; SH2 domain binding. Lineage: Eukaryota; Metazoa; Chordata; Mammalia; Rodentia; Sciuridae. Gene Ontology annotation, cellular component: cytosol. Gene Ontology annotation, biological process: positive regulation of DNA-templated transcription; positive regulation of epidermal growth factor receptor signaling pathway; regulation of mitotic cell cycle. The record is from RefSeq and is a predicted model, not a curated record.